Messenger RNA from Alternaria metachromatica, 771 nucleotides. RefSeq lists its product as uncharacterized. The transcript has 2 exons. Bases 1 to 771 code for a protein of 256 amino acids. The record is from RefSeq and is a predicted model, not a curated record. Lineage: Eukaryota; Fungi; Ascomycota; Dothideomycetes; Pleosporales; Pleosporaceae.
AUGUCCAUACUUCUGCCGCUUUACGUGUACCCAAGCGCGGGCGCCUGGGAACCGCUGUACACAGCAGCAAAAGCGCACAAGAAUGUGGACUUUAACGUCAUCAUCAACCCCUGCUCCGGCCCUUGCAUGGGAUCACUCCCCGAUCAAGUGUACCUAGACGAAGUCCCAAAACUCCGAGCCUACCCAAACAUUCGCACAUUGGGAUAUGUUGCAACAGACUACGCAGACAAGCCUAUCGAAAGCUUAUUGGCAGAAAUCAACACCUACGCACGUUGGCCCAAAGUGACAAAUAUUACCAAGAUGCGCGUUGAUGGAAUCUUCUUGGACGAGACACCAAGUACUUUCGAUGAAGACGAUUACGAAUACUUAAAGACAGCAAAUCAAGCGAUCAAGAACAACACAGCAUUCAGCGAUCGCUUCAUAGCUCACAACCCCGGUCUGAUACCCACGUCCAUCCUCACCUCGCCCACAGUGCUCCAAGAAUCCUACCUCAAUCUCACGGAUCUUACCGUCGUAUUCGAAGAGACUUUCGAUAAGUGGCUGGAUAGAGACGUCAUGGUGCCAUUGCAAGGACACAAGAUUCGGCGUUCGAAACUGGCUGUCAUACUGCAUUCUUUGCCGAAUCUGACUGGAGAAGUGCUGGAGUUCAUGGUGCAGCAGGUAGAGAACACGGCGGAUUGGGUCUUCUUGACGGAUAGUGCGGACGACUAUUAUCACACCUUUAGUGCGAUGUUUGGAGAUCUGGUGAAGGCGGUUGAUGGAAGUAGUUGA